AUGCACCCCCUGUCUCCCCCCACGGCCGGUACUCACGCCUGCCCGGAGGGGACGGGGACGGGAACGGGCGGGAAGCGGCGGGGCGGCCCCUCAACACGCUCCGCGGCGCCUUCCGCUUCCCGGGGUGAGAGGUGGCGGGGGCGGGACGGCGGAACACCGGGACAGCGCCGCCGGUACGUGAGGCUGCCGCGGAAAGGAGGGAAACCUCGUUUGGAUGAGGUGGCUGGACGACUCCGUCAAUAUGAAGAAAGUCUCUCUUCCCCCCUCAUCUCAGCUGUUGAGAAACUGUCCCAGAAGGUCCAGCAACUUGAAGAGAGUAUGUCCUACUCCCCACCUGUACAGGCCAGCAUCUCGGCUAUCAGGAACUAUCUCAGGAGAGGAUACUUCAAGGACCCAAAAGGAUACCGGUGGGCUUUUGGCAUAGCUGCCUUGGAGACGGAAGAAACUGAACAGUUAUCCGCCUUGCCUGGUCUCUCGGAGGACCCCUCUGUGUUGAUUCGUCAAUCAGAGACUCAAGGAAUGAUCAGUAAGACUUGUUCACCCUUUAAUAGUCCCAUAUGGCCAGUGCGAAAAUCUAAUGGAGAAUGGAGGCUAACAGUGGAUUGUCGUGGCCUGAAUGAAGUCACGCCACCGCUGAGCGCUGCCGUGCCGGACAUGCUAGAGCUUCAACAUGAACUGGAGUCGAAGGCAGCCAAGUGGUAUGCAACAAUUGAUAUCGCCAAUGUGUUCUUCUCGAUCCCUUUGGCGGCAGAGUGCAGGCCACGUCUGAUUGUGAACCCUCUAUAUCAAGUGACCCAGAAAAAGAAUGAUUUUAAGUGGGGUCCUGAGCAACGACAAGCUUUCGAACAAAUUAAGCAGGAAAUAGUUCGUGUAGUAGCCCUGGCGCCAGUCCGAUUAGAUGGUGAAUGGUUAGAACAGAUGUCCAAAGUGGCGCUAAUGAAAGGCACUGUUGAUUCUCUGGAAACUGAGAUGAAAAGAUUGGCAAGAAGAGCACUGGACUCUGAAACUGAGCUGAGCCGACAGGAAGCUGAAUAUGCUUCACUUAGUUUAUUGAAUGAAAAAACAGAACAGAAUCUUUCAGAGACUCUACAAAGCCUUGCUAAGAAAAGAUGGGAAAUGCAACUUACUCAUAAGAAAAUUAUACUUUUGGAUGAAAAAAUUGAUAACUUUUCAAGACAAAGUCAUGUACAACAAGAGGAGCGUGCUUUGAAAGAAACACUUGCACAACUUGAUAAAGAGAAAGCAACUUUGCAAGACUGUGUGGAAGAAGGAAGAGAGAAGAUUGCUACUUUUGAGGAAAGCCUGGCAAUUAAAGAGAGGGAGAACUGCGAACUUUUGGAGACUUACCACAGAGCACGUGAACAAGGAGAAACUUGGGAAGCAAAAUGCCAUCAAGCAGAAGAAGACUGUAGCUCUGUUAGAGAGGCACUGAUCAGUGCGGAGUCUGAGAACUGCAGAUUGAAAGGGAAAAUGGAGUCCCUUGGAACAGAGAUAGAGCAACAUUUAACAACAGACGCCGCAAACAAGUCUCAGAUUUCUGCCUUAAGCAAGUCUCUUGUGAAAAUUAGAGCUUCAAAAAUACAUCGUGAGAGAGUUUCUAUAAUUGCAAAUCUCACAUCUACACAAUAACUUUGCAUUAAACUAGAUGCAAAGAAGGAUUAAAUAAAUCAGCAGUUAAUUUACACAGCAGAGAAGGUAAAAAGGCUGCAGAGCAAGUGUGAGUCAUCCAAUUCUGAAAUAGAGCUGCUGAGAAAACAACUGGGAAAUGAAAGAUCGUCUAUGAAAAACAUGGAAUUUUUGCUUGUGUCCAGUCAUGAGAAAGAAUUUCAGUCACAGACAGCAAAGCAAGAAAAAGACUCUGAAAUUCAGUUUCUCAAGAAACAGCUUUCUUUAGCAGAAAAUAAACUUGCUAUGCAGAGUCAAGAUUUUACUCAGCUCAGAAAUAGAGCAGCUCAGCUAGAGUCAGAACUGGAUAUCACCCAAAGGCAGCUGGGGACUGAGUGCUUUGAAAGGGAAUGUGCUGUACAGGAGCUUCGAUGCCAGAGUCGUACAAUCUCAUAUCAGUUAAGCUCUAUGUUAAGAACAUCAUCACCUGAACAUUCCCGUCAUCGAUCUCCUGAUUGGCUUUUGGACUGGUCCCUGGAAGGAUAA
This is a messenger RNA of Charadrius vociferus (killdeer), 2151 nucleotides long. It is a transcript of the gene TSGA10, whose product is annotated as testis specific, 10. The record is from RefSeq and is a predicted model, not a curated record. NCBI's taxonomy places the organism in Eukaryota, Metazoa, Chordata, Aves, Charadriiformes, Charadriidae.